AUGAUGGAAUAUGCAAAAACACGCAAAGGGCCGCGCGACAGCAUGCGAGCCGCCAGCCGAGCGAGAGGUGCUGCACGACCACCCAUCAGCCCCUCACAUCCAUCAUCCCCACCAGCUGGCUUGGUGUCGGCAGGGUCUUCGCGGGCCCAGCAAUCGGCACCCGCCACUGGUGGAGUACGCCGCAUGCGAUGGACAACCGAAAUGAAUACUAACGCAUUGCGGGCGUAUUUUAGGGCGAAAGGGGGAGAAGUUGGAGAGCAAAACCUGGCAGACCGGGUUCGGUAUAUCUUGCGCUCAAAUAUAUUUGAUGUCGCCGAACUCGAACGACUACGACGUGAGGCUGUUCCCUCAUCGGAUGAAAAUGCUACGGCUGAGGAUGCGGCGCCACAAAUUGCAGAGCAACCCGCAAACCUGAAUGCCGCCGUGAAUACCCCAGUUGUGGUUGAUUCAAACGAUGAUGGAACAAUCGCCCAGGAACUGGAAUUAGAGCAUAUGCGGAGUACAUUGGAAGAGGCGAUUAUGGAAACGCGGAGUACGCCUCUCGAAAAUCGACCGCGACUUCCCCGCAUAGCCCUAAGAAAGCGGAAUCGGGCUGUCGUGAGGGCUCUGAACCCAAUGCUGGUGACCUAUUUGGAACCAGCCGGGACCUUUGCGAGACGGACUCAAUUCUUUUUGGCGCCGCACUGGCAGUGUGCCGUAUUAUAG
Parnassius apollo (apollo) is the source of this 705-nucleotide messenger RNA. The record is from the annotation of a GenBank genome assembly. NCBI's taxonomy places the organism in Eukaryota, Metazoa, Arthropoda, Insecta, Lepidoptera, Papilionidae.